AUGGAUGUCCUGACAGCCUACAAGGACGCAUCUUCAAGCGGGGCAGCGUAUCCUCCCCACCCAACCAAAUGGAUUCCGGACGAGGAUGCUACUGCUGAAGAUCUCAUCCAUGACCGCAAGACCAUACUGAAUCUCCCACCUGAAGUGAUCUCUGUCCUUAGCCAUGCUGUUGGGAGGCUGGAGGACAAACUUGAGGAGUUUCCGUCUAACGAAUUUCUUACGAUGCUGCAGGAGCUCGGAUCGUACUUUACGGCCAAGAAAUAUGAAAGCUUGCCGAUUUGCAAGGAAAAGGCAGUCAAAGACGGUGUGGCUUACCUGGAGACGUUCUAUUUUGUUCGUGAGAGAGUGUUGGGCAUCACUCUGGAUGAUGCUGCUGCUGAUGUUGCGAAUCAGCUAAGGGAUCGGUGUGCAGAGCUAUGUCUUAGCAUGGAGGAGAUGAAUGCGAUUCGUACUUAUGUGGGCAAGAGCUAG
This is a messenger RNA of Durusdinium trenchii, 471 nucleotides long. NCBI's taxonomy places the organism in Eukaryota, Dinophyceae, Suessiales, Symbiodiniaceae. The record is from the annotation of a GenBank genome assembly.